This is a messenger RNA of Triticum aestivum (bread wheat), 2780 nucleotides long. RefSeq lists its product as uncharacterized. The transcript is spliced from 3 exons. The record is from RefSeq and is a predicted model, not a curated record. NCBI's taxonomy places the organism in Eukaryota, Viridiplantae, Streptophyta, Magnoliopsida, Poales, Poaceae. The coding region runs from base 223 to 594 and encodes 123 amino acids.
CCGAUCCCUUCACUCCCCUCGCCAUCCGGCAUCGUGCCGCCAUCCACCUCGUCUCCCCGAUCCAGAUGGAGAUCCAAAGCCCUAGGCCGCUCUCCCCCGCUCCGCCUCCGUGUCCAUGGCGACGGACGCCUCCCCCCUCCGGCGCGCAAGAGCCCGGGGCCUCAGCCGGCGGCGGACCACCCUGAAGACGACGCCCGGCCGCUGCCGGCGGGGUACAUCUUCAUGUGGAGCGGCGAGACCAGGCCCGAGUGCUUCAGGUACAGGGUGCUGGGCCUACCGUGGGGGAAGCUGGACGCCGUCUCCCGGAUCAGGCGCAGCGCCGCGCUCUUCCUCUACGACUUCCACGCCAAGUACCUCUACGGGCCCUACCGCGCCAAGACGGUGCGCGCGCUGCUGGCGGGGCUCGGCGAGGACGACCGCCGAGAGGGGCUGCGCAGGACGCCCAAGCGCGUCGCCAAGGCCUUCCGCGACGGCACCCGAGGUGACCAUUUUUGCUGCCGCCACCGCUGUGCCGGUUGGAGGUGCUGCUGCUGCAUCUGGCGGAGCUGCAGCUGCCGCCCCAAAGGGCAACCUUCAUCAGACACAACCCCAUAACAGGGCCUCAAGGUUUUGUGCCCCAUCGCCCCUCUUUCUAAAUUACUGAAACGAAAAUGGCUAGGCCUGAUGUGCCUCUUGUAUCUAUUGCUCGAUUUGUUAUGAUUUGAUUCACCAAGAGUGAUUCUUCUACUGUCUUGUAGCAUGGUUAAAUGGAACAACGAGGGAUGUUUCCAAUUUGGUUAUUGCUAGAAUAAUUCAUCGACUUGAGAUAUGCUGGGAUGUUUUGCCUGUCCUUACUGAAGAAGAUAAGAAUGGAAUUUAAUUGGAUGGUCCCUUUCAUCGUGCUUAGCUGUAAAUGUGCCCCUCUUACUGAAGAAGAUAAGAAUCCAUAUGUGUUAUGCAAAAUUAACUUUGUCAUCUUGUAAGCGCUCUAGGCAGUGUCUCGAGGGUGAAAAAUAUGAGAACAAAAAAGAAUUACUGGAUUAAUUUACAACAUCCAUCCUUUACUUCGUCCAUGUCAUUGUUGUUUACCCCUGGGAGUAUUUUUAACUUGAAAAUCUCUGGUGAACUGCCAUUUGGAGUACAUUUGCUUGCUCUGUUAAUUUUUUUGGGUUACUCCAUCUUGCUCUGUUAAGUAAAAUUUGAUAUGUGGAGUAGCAGCAGUAAGCUAGACCCUCCAUCUUGCUUUGCACAUAGUCAAAGCUACUCCAAGUUAGCAGCACUACUGUUAACUUCUCAAUGUGCUUGGAUUACAUUUAACUUGUAGUACUCCAGUACUCCAGUAAUUUUUCUUAGAGUAUUUAACAAGAUUGAACUGUACAUGUGUGGAGUAAUUUUGCUUGGAGUAUUUAACAAGAUUGAACUUGUCAACAUUUAACAGUAUUUUUUAGUAAGUAUAUUGAACAUGCUUCUGAAUAUUUGCAGAUUCUGAACAUGCAAGCAAAUCUGCAGGAGUAAACAAGUUCUUGUAUUUGGAUAUCAUCUGUACCCUUCUAUUAUGAGUUGAUUGCACAUGAUUGGGCUGUGCUUCCUCUGAUUACAUUCAGAAUUGUUUGAUGUUAAUGAUGAUGAUAUACUAGGAGCAUUACUUUCACCUACAAUAAUUGGCUCAGUUUAAUAUAGUAUAACCGACAGAACAUCUACAAUUCCAGUCAUGAUUGCUCUGUACUGUUAAGAACAAAGACUCAUUUUGACAGUUUGUUUUUUGUUUGUGCUAUCCUCUAUUGAAUGAAUUCAAUAAAGUUCUCAGAAUUCUGCCUGGCCUUCUACUAGUCCAAAUCUGAAGUAGUAUUACUAAUGUUGUUAAGUUGUCUAAACAUGCUUGCUGCUAGCUUUAAAGUUGAUCUAAAGAACCAUUCAUGCAUUUACACAUUCAUGAUUUCCUACUCUGUUUGUAAUUGUUCUGGUUAACUGUGCUAGUAGAUAUUGCCUGGGAUUUGUAGCUGGUGUCUGUUGUGUCAUGUUAAGUCCUUAGUGUUCAGUACAUGGUACAUAUAGAGCUGCGUACAGUAGUUACAAGAGUCGAUCGUGGCGAGAGAUUAUUAUUUCUUCCUCAUACUAAUAUCUGGUUUACAAUGUGGCGAGAUUGUCAAGUUUGUAAGCUUUUCAUCACACAACCCUUUUCCUCCUCAUAUGGAGUUGCUCUGUUGUACCAAAAAUGUUAUCUAUUCGUAUGUGCUUGUACAAAAGGAUACAAUUAUUAAUUGUCUAGUUACGAUUUUUAGCAUUUGUUGUGCUUCCUAGGGACACCGAUCUCUUCUCUUCUAUAUAACCCACACUGAUCUUUAUUGUUUGAUUGACUGGAAGAAGUUUUGAUGUAGUUUUUUUAAUCAUGCAGGAGUUUACUUUGGAUGACAAAUGUGUGUAAAUCAUCCACCUCCUCAAUGAUGCUAACCCAAUCCGAUCAUCGUCGACACUAUCAUCAUCAGGAUCUAAUGUUGUUUGGGCUGCUGUUGCUGUGACGGAAGAUCGGAAGAGGCAUGGAGAUGCGCACCACAGUUUUAGUUGAUGUUGCACCAUGUUUUGGUGCUUGUGUAUCUGUUUUUGCUUGUAAGCACACUUGUAUGUGCUUGUGUAUCGUGCUUGUGUAUUUGUUUUUGCUUGUUUUAGUUGAUGUUGGACGUGCGGACUUGUAUGUGCUGUUGUGUAUUUGGCUGAAUGAUUUCUGAAUUUAAUCAUUUAGUCAAGAGAAUUAUUGAGUGUUUGCUGUUCAAAUGUGUAAAUUGGAAAUCAGUGAAUAAAAA